AAGAUUAAUGUAAUUCAUUGAAGUUAAAAUACAUUCUGAAUAAGAAUAGAAAAGGACUUGGAAAAUAUUGUUUAAUAAUAUUUUAUAUAAAUACAAAAAUGUAUAUAUUAGCCCAACAUUAUUUAUUUUGGAAAGGAUAUGACACAAUGGGAAUUUUCAUACACUACUCCUAGAAUUAUAAAUCUGUGCCAUCAUUUCGGCUGAGUAUGGCAUUAUCUCAUUAAGGUGAAGGAUCAUAUCCUAAGAUCAAGUAUUUACACUCUUAUCAGAAUACAUAUACAUACACAUGCAUAUCACUGAGUUUCAGUAGCUAAAGUUGAGAAGUCCUCCAAAUGUCUCAGUCCUCCAAAUGGAUAAAGAAAUUGUGGCAUACUUAUACAAUGGAAUACUAUACAGUGAUCAAAAUUAACAAGACUGACAUGUUUACAACAGAAUAAUACAACAAAGAAAAUGAACAAAUUUGAGCUACAUAGAUAACAAUACUCACAGAUGUGAGAGGAAUUAACAAGAUGGAAAAAUACAUUUACUGUAAUCUCAUCGACGUAAAGUUUGAAAAACUUUAUUUUUAAUACAUUGUCAUUCAUUACAUUGGUGAUAAAACCCUACAGUGAAACAUAUGGGUGAUCAUCAUAUGAGUGAUCAUCAUAACAAUUUGGGAUAGUCAGAAGGGAGGAAAAUAUCAACAAGAAGACAUAUAUCGGGAGUAUCUGGAUUGCUAGCAAAUUCUAUUUUCUUCCUUUUUUUUUUUUUUUUUUUACUCUUUCAUUUGGAUCUUAUCUGUGCGAAGUAUCUUUGACUGUGUUGGUCACUGUCGAAUCAAAUAUCUAAAUAAAGUGAAUCUGGAACAUCCUAGUGUCCACAUCAAAAGCACUCAAUAAAGUUGGAUGGCGGAGUGGUAGUGGUGGUACAGCAACAGGGUAGCCUAGUUAGGUUGCACAAGCCCAUCUAAACACGUGUGAUUAUAUGAUUAGAACCAGGAAACUGGUUACUAGAAAAAGUAAUUUAGUGAACUGUAGAAAGAAAAUACUACAUAUUGAAGCACCUCACAAUGACUUAACACCAAUUUUAUUUGAGGAAUUUCUUUAGGUGUUAAAAUACAAUAAACAGCCACAGUAACAGUAAUACCACUAACAUUCUUGAGCAUUUAUUGUGUGCUUAGAAAUUUGUGUAUGAAUUCAUUUAAUAUAGUCCCAUGGCUUAACACGAGAUUUUGUUCAUUUUUUUUAUAUUUUAUUUAUUUAUUUUUAUUUUACUUUAAGUUCUAGGGUACAUGUGCACAAUGUGCAGGUUUGUUACAUAUGGAUACAUGUGCCUUGUUGGUGUGCUGCACCCAUUAACUCGUCAUUUACAUUAGGUAUAUCUCCUAAUGCUAUCCCUCCCUCCUCCCCCCACCCCACAACAGGCCCCAGUGUGUGAUGUUCCCCACCCUGUAUCCAAGUGUUCUCGUUGUUCAGUUCCCACCUAUGAGUGAGAACACGUGGAGUUUGGUUUUCUGUCCUUGCGAUAGUUUGCUCAGAAUGAUGGUUUCCAGCUUCAUCUACGUCCCUACAAGGGACAUGAACUUAUCAUUUUUUAUGGCUGCAUAGUAUUCCAUGGUGUAUAUGUGCCACAUUUUCUUUAUCCAGUCUAUCAUUGAUGGGCAUUUGGGUUGGUUCCAAGUCUUUGCUGUUGUGAAUAGUGCUGCAAUAAACAUAUGUGUGCAUGUGUCUUUAUAGCAGCAUGAUUUAUAAUCCUUCGGGUAUAUACCCAGUAAUGGGAUGGCUGGGUCAAAUGGCAUUUCUAGUUCUAUAUCCCUGAGGAAUCGCCACACUGUCUUCCACAAUGUUUGAACUAGUUUACAGUCUCACCAGUAGUGUAAAUUGUUCCUAUUUCUCCACAUCCUCUCCAGCACCUGUUGUUUCCUGACUUUUUAAUGAUUGCCAUUCUAACUGGUGUGAGAUAGUAUCUCAUUGUGGUUUUGAUUUGCAUUUCUCUGAUGGCCAGCGAUGAUGAGCAUUUUUUCGUGUGUGUUUUGGCUGCAUAAAUGUCUUUUUUUGAGAAGUGUCUGUUCAUAUCCUUCACCCACUUGUUGAUGGGGUUGUUUGAUUUUUUUCUUGUAAAUUUGUUUAAGUUCUUUGUAGAUUCUGGGUAUUAGCCCUUUGUCAGAUGGGUAGAUUGUAAAAAUUUUCUCCUUCUGUAGGUUGCCUGUUCACUGUGAUGGUAGUUUCUUUUGCUGUGCAGAAGCUCUUUAUUUUAAUUAGAUCCCAUUUGUCAGUUUUGUCUUUUGUUGCCAUUGCUUUUGGUGUUUUAGCCAUGAAGUCCUUGCCCAUGCCUGUGUCCUGAAUGGUAUUGCCUAGGUUUACUUCUAGGGUUUUUAUGGUUUUAGGUCCAACAUUUAAGUCUUUAAUCCAUCCUGAAUUAAUUUUUGUAUAAGGUGUAAGGAAUGGAUCCAGUUUCAGCUUUCUACAUAUGGCUAGCCAGUUUUCCCAGCACCAUUUAUUAAAUAGGGAAUCCUUUCCCCAUUUCUUGUUUUUGUCAGGUUUGUCAAAGAUCAGAUGGUUGUAGAUGUGUCAUAUUAUUUGUGAGGGCUCUGUUCUGUUCCAUUGGUCUAUAUCUCUGUUUUGGUACCAGCACCAUGCUGUUUUGGUUACUAUAGCCUUGUAGUGUAGUUUGAAGUCAGGUAGCGUGAUGCCUCCACCUUUGUUCUUUUGGCUUAGGAUUGUCUUGGCAAUGCAGGCUCUUUUUUGGUUCCAUAUGAAUUUUAAAGUAGUUUUUUUCCAAUUCUGUGAAGAAAGUCAUUGUUAGCUUGAUGGGGAUGGCAUUGAAUCUAUAAAUUACCUUGGGCAGUAUGGCCAUUUUCAUGAUAUUGAUUCUUCCUAUCCAUGAGCAUGGAAUGUUCUUCCAUUUGUUUGUAUCCUCUUUUAUUUCAUUGAGCAGUGGUUUGUAGUUCUCCUUGAAGAUUUCCUUCACAUCCCUUGUAAGUUGGAUUCUUAGGUAUUUUAUUCUCUUUGAAGCAAUUGUGAAUGGGAGUUCACUCAUGAUUUGGCUCUCUGUUUGUCUGUUAUUGGUGUAUAGGAAUGCUUGUGAUUUUUGCACAUGGAUUUUGUAACCUGAGACUUUGCUGAAGUUGCUUAUCAGCUUAAGGAGAUUUUGGGCAGAGAAGAUUAGGUUUUCUAAAUAUACAAUGGCAAAUUCUAUUUUCUUACCAAGGUAUGGUAACAUCAAUUUUAACCUUAUAAUUUUUUAUCUUACUGUUUAUUAGUUGUUAUUACUCUGUAUAUGUAUGUUUUGCUCCACAAUAAAAAAUGUUAAAAAAGCAGAAACCUAAAGUACAUUUCUAAGUAUAAAAUUAGGGUGAUGCAGCAUAUUCUUAUAGAUAUCAUUGUAAUUAGAGUUUUUGCUGAAUAAAGAAUAGAGGAUUAUGGUACUAAGAAAUCCAAGUUAAAAUUUAAAACUUUUCUAUUUUUAUUUUGAGACAGGGUCUGACUCUGUUGUCCAGGCUGGAGUGCACAAGAACAAUCUUGCUUGGCUCAAUGCAGCCUCUGUCACCUUGGCUCAAGUGAUUCUCCCAUCUUAGCCUCCAGAGUAGCUAGGACAACAGGCGUGCACCACCACACCCUGCUAAUUUUUUCUAUUUUUUUGUAGAGACAUGGUUUUGCCAUGUUGCCCAGGCAGGUCUUGAACUCCUGUGCUUAGGCAAUCCACCUGCCUCAGCCUCCCAAAUGAUGGGAUUACAGGUGUGAGCCACCACACCUGGCCCAAAACAUUACUUAAAUUAAUUCACACAAAAGAAGAGAUAGGCAAGAAUUGUUAAUCCACCUUCUUAGUGCUAAUAUGAAUUUGAAACAUCAAAAUUUGAAUAUCUAUGAUUGAUAGACACCUUUUUUCUUAUUUCCAAUUUAAUUAUUUAUGAUACACAUUUGAAAGUGUAAGAAAUUCAGGAAUUUACAAUAAAUUAUAGUACAAUGGAUAUUAAAUAUAUUAAAUUAAAUGUAUUAAAAAUGUGUCUCUAAAUGAAAUAUUUGUAUUCGUAUUGUUAGCAUUCUAAUUUCACUAUACUAUUCCUGUGUACAGCGGUGUGUUGGGUAAAAUUUUUUGUUACUAUAAAUUUUUUGGCUGUCCAUUAGAGAAAAAAAUCAUAGAAAGGCAAAUUUUUUAAGGUGUAAAAAAUAAUUUAGCCUGAUCUUUGAGUAUGUUUGUGCACAUAUAAUGCUACUUUCACUGCUGUAGUAAAAUAAUCCAGAUUUAGUCACCAUAGCUAAGAAUGAGAAAAAGCAUUUGUGAUAGUUUGCUGAGAAUGCCGUCAUUUUUUGAUAAAGUUUUAAGUACUGUUUUACUAUUUGAUCUUUUAAAGAUUGUUAAAAACUAAGAAGUGUUGAUUUCUGCUAAUAAAAACAGCUUAAAAUUUAAAUCAUGGAAUAGAAUGGUGGAGCUGUGGUGGAGAUACUUUGUCUUAUUAAUUGAAAUGACAUUUUGAGAUCCAGUGCUGCUCACUGAAUUUCCCUGUGAGGAGAGUUUGUGGUGAUGACCACACAACAGACAAGCUACUAUCCAAAAAAACUCCUCACAUCAAAUCAAUUUCCAGUUUCUUCCAAGUUGCAGGAGGAUGCCUAGACCUUGGUUUUAUUCUCUUCCUUGACCAAAGUAUUACAAAAGGAAGAAAAUCAUUACCAUUUUCAUGUCAGGAGAGUGGAUGGAGAUGGACUUAGCCUGUUUUCGGUGUUCCAUCUCUUGCCCUGUAUAAGGGUUAGUUGACUGUUUAUGAUACAUUCCGGUGUUUCCCAUUUUUGUUUUGGUUCAUUUCUAAGUGUGCAUUAUAAUUUUAAUAUUAAAGUUUUUGAUUAGGAGAAAUGUCUCAUAGAAAUUAUUAUUACUCAUCUGAUUAUAUACUGAAGGGAAAAAUCAAUUAGUUGUAUAUACAUUCUUAUACAACUCUAAGAUAGUUGAAAUAGGAACUUUCUUAUUUAGUUGCAUCAUGAGGAAAUUUGAGAUGAUGUUAUCUGCCAAGCGCAGAUCUCUCCAAAGGAUUUCUUCUAGCCUUAAUUAUCCACCUCACAGGACAAACCUUUGCCAUUCCCCAUCUAUUUUUUCUUUCGGCUCCUUAAUUCCUGACACAACAAAGUUGUACAUAUUUCCCACACUCUUGGUUUAGCAGAGUUCUUUUAUCAGUUAUGUUUUUCUGCAAGAGAAAACCCUCUAAAACAUUAGACAUAUAUAUCUCACAUCUUUGGAUUUCAUUUGUGUGUGUGUGUGUGUUUUCUGUUUUUUGAGAUGGAGUCUCACUCUGUUGCCCAGGCUGGAGUGCAGUGGCACUAUCUUGGCUCACUGCAACCUCCACCUCCAGGGUUCAAGCGAUUCUCCUGCCUCACCCUUCUGAGUAGAUGGGACUACAGGCACACUCCACCGAGCCCACCUAAUUUUUGUAUUUUUAGUAGAGACAGGGUUUCACCAUGUUGGCCAGGAUGGUCUCAAUCUCUUGACCUCGUGAUCUGCCCUCCUCAGCCUCCUCCACACCUGGCCUGGAUUUCAUUUUUCUAAGCUGGGUUUGAUGGAUGGCUCUGGUGAUUUGAGAUGGGCCAAAUUCAGCAUCUUGGAGAUAGAGUUUGGCCAAUUUAGUCUGGAUCAGGUGGGGGGCAAUCUGACUUCGUUAGUUUCUCAUUCUCCUUCUGGGAACAGUGUACUUGCGAGGCGAUAUUCUCAUGGUAAAUGGAAAGAGGAAGAAUCCCCAGCAUGGAAGCCAUCUCAAAUCUCUAUGCAAAGUGUAGUAAUUUUCUGUUUAUCAAAGUAAGUUAAAUGAUUGAACUCCAAGUUCAGGGGAAAGGUAGUCAGUCUUCCUGUGAUAGGAGGAUACUGCAAGAUUAUAUACCAAAGGGUCGGUUACUCAGGAAUUCUUAUAAAAUGGCUAAAUAUUUUAUAUAAUAAUAAAUAUUUAAACAUUAGACUUGAGAGAAACUUUACCAAAGGCCUAAGAAUUAGAGAUAUGUUUGAUAAAUAAAUAUUAUUCAUGGGCUGAAAACUCUUGAGUGGGAAAAUAGGGCUAAUUUCAUCCGGACAACUUCUUGGAAACUCACUUUUUAUUUUGGAAAUUAUGAGAAAAUAAUUUGUUCCAUUCAUAAGUGGUGUGCACAUGCAUGUAUUUGUGUUCAUAUUUAUGAGCUUGUGAAUAAUGAAGUUAUACAAAAGUAUUAGCAGCAACCAAAUCUUAUGGAGUAUUGGCCUGCCUGUGGUUCUCAAGAAAAUCUUAGAUGCUUUUGAUAAAAGCAGUUUGGAUUCUGUGUAUAUAAAUCUGGCAUUUUAAAAAGUCCAUAUUGGUAAUGAUCUUAGUUGUGACCAAGCUCCCUUUAAGACUUUAGACAUUUGCUAUAUGAUCUAUGUAUUGGGUUAUAAAACUUCCCAAACAACUGAAGUUGCUAAAGACAAAUGAUGAAGAGGUUACACAAAGAAAAAUUGCAAACUGAAAGAGAGUACGUUCUUAUUUGUGUACUAGCAAAUCAGGAUUCAGGUUUCCGGUCAAUUUCACUAUGAAUAAUUCCAGCCUGUAACAAGAACAAACAGUGAAUGAAUGAGUUAAUUUGAGUUGUUUGAAAAUAAGAAUGUUUUCCAUAAAGAGAUCAUUGAACUCAUCAGUUAACAUGCCAUGGUGAUUUCUGGCUUGACACUGGUCACAACAUUUAAAAGUAAAAAGAAUGACCCAGCAGAUUUACAAAUCAGGUGCAUAUAGAAUUUAAGGUCAGGAUAUUCAAGCAAUCACAACCAGUGAUAUUUCAUUGAGAGGUGAAGCCAGCUGGACUUCCUGGGUGGAGUGGAGAUUUGGAGAACUAUUCUGAAGCUAGCAAGGGGAUUGUAAAAUGCACCAAUCAGUGCUCUGUAAAAGGCACCAAUCAGCACUCUUUAGGUAGCAUGGGGAUUAUAAAAUGCACCAAUCAGCACUCUUUAGUUAGCAUGGGAAUUAUAAAAUGCACCAAUCAACACUCUGUAAAAAUGCACCAAUCAGCACUCUAGCUAGCCAGAGGAUUGUAAAAUGCACCAAUCAGCUCUCUGUAAAAGGCACCAAUCAGCGCUUUGUAAAAUGCACCAAUCAGUGCUCCGUAAAACGCACCAAUCAUCGGGAUCCUAAAAGUAGCCAAUCACAGGGAGGAUUGAAAAAAGGGCACUCUGAUAGGACAAAAAUGGAACAUGGGAGGGGACAAAUAAGGGAAUAAAAGCUGGCCAUUCCAGCCCAGGGCACAACCCACUCAGGUCCCCUUCCACCCUGUGGAAGCUUUGUCCUUUUGCUCUUAACAAUAAACCUUGCUACCACUCAGUCUUUGGGUCCACGCCGUCUUUAAGAGCUGAAACCUUGCUACUGCUCAGCCCUGGGUCCAUGCCAUCUUUAAGAGCUGUAACAUCACUGCAAAGGUCCGUGCCUCCAUUCUUGAAGUCAGCGACCACGAACCCACCUGCAGGAACCAACUCCGGAUACAACACCAGCAUUUUAAAAAUUUCUUUUUGUCUGUUCAGACAUGAUAACUUUUCUGCCCAUCAUAUUUUCCAUUCUAGUAGUGGUUACAUUUGUUAUUGGAAAUUUUGCUAAUGGCUUCAUAGCGUUGGUAAAUUCCACAGAGUGGGUGAAGAGACAAAAGAUCUCCUUUGCUGACCAAAUUGUCACUGCUCUGGCGGUCUCCAGAGUUGGUUUGCUCUGGGUGUUAUUAUUAAAUUGGUAUUCAACUGUGUUGAAUCCAGCUUUUUAUAGUGUAGAAUUAAGAACUACUGCUUAUAAUAUCUGGGCAGUAACCGGCCAUUUCAGCAACUGGCUUGCUACUAGCCUCAGCAUAUUUUAUUUGCUCAAGAUUGCCAAUUUCUCCAACCUUAUUUUUCUUCGCUUAAAGAGGAGAGUUAAGAGUGUCAUUCUGGUGAUGCUGUUGGGGCCUUUGCUGUUUUUGGCUUGUCAUCUUUUUGUGGUAAACAUGAAUCAGAUUGUAUGGACAAAAGAAUAUGAAGGAAACAUGACUUGGAAGAUCAAAUUGAGGCGUGCAAUGUACCUUUCAGAUACGACUGUAACCAUGCUAGCAAACUUAGUACCCUUUACUGUAACCCUGAUAUCUUUUCUGCUGUUAGUCUGUUCUCUGUGUAAACAUCUCAAGGAGAUGCACCUCCAUGGCAAAGGAUCUCAAGAUCCCAGUACCAAGGUCCACAUAAAAGCUUUGCAAACUGUGAUCUCCUUCCUCUUGUUAUGUGCCAUUUACUUCGUGUCUGUAAUAAUAUCAGUUUGGAGUUUUAAGAAUCUGGAAAACAAACCUGUCUUCAUGUUCUGCCAAGCUAUUGGAUUCAGCUGUUCUUCAGCCCACCCGUUCAUCGUGAUUUGGGGAAACAAGAAGCUAAAGCAGACUUUUCUUUCAGUUUUGUGGCAAAUGAGGUACUGGGUGAAAGGAGAGAAGCCUUCGUCUCCAUAGAUUCAGAAGAGGGGCAUUGUGUGUCUUCUAGCAGAAAACAAACUGGUGCUGUAUGAAACAUUUGUAUUUCUUACUGUGCUUUCUGUAAUGUAUGUGUAUGAAUAAUUUCCAAACAUAUACCUAGAUAAAUCUUUAACCUAGUCUAAAAAAUGUAUGUGUGUGUGUGAAAAACUUAAGAACAUUGACAAUAACAUACUCUUUUUUGUUUCUUCAUAUGAACUGCCAGAUUAUACAAAAUAUGACAAAAAUUCCUCAGAAUUAUGAAGCCAUGUGUAUUUCAUUCAUGUAUUUUAUCUUUCAUUUGUAGAAUUUACAAUGUCUAUUUAUAAUUGUUAAGAACUAACAGCUUAUCUCAGGAAAGAUAUUGCUGUUUUCUAUUGUUAUUUGAACCACACAAAUAUACCACAGUGUGCUUAGAAUUCAUUGUUUGAACCUCUAUCUUAUUGGAUGGUAAGGUCAUUCAAUUCUAAACCAAUAAUGUGGAUGUAUCUUUGGGGUUUUAUUCCAUUAUGAAUUCCUAUUUUAUGGUUAGUAAAAAGCAAACAGAAUUAUUGUUAGAAAACAAUGCACACUAUAGAAUUCGAGUGACAAGUAUAGGUAGAAUAAAUUUCAUAUAUGUCUACCAUAAACAGUACUGAAGAAUACUAGAUUUAAAGCAAGUAUGUGAAUAGCUUAGAAAAAAAUCUCUUUGAUAAUAAAGGGAGGAAAUAUCAUGAUCAUGGUCUUGAUUGCUAUUAUCGGUUUCCAUACGCAGUUAGAAACGUCAUUUCUUCCAGCUUUUGAAUUAAAGAAAAGCUGUUUUUGAAGUUGAGAUCUGAUGUAAAUUAUUUUAGUAUUUUUUUCUAAGGCACUUCUAAGCCCCUGAAUUGCUAAUUAUAUCCUCAUCUUCCAUUUACAAAAUUCCUUCUAAACUUCAGAUAAGAGAACUCAAAUCUUCUCUUUUCCAAAAAAAAAACUAUCAAUGUAAAAGUAGUAUAGAAAUUAUGGAAAAUAAUUCAGUGAAACUUUUUGUAAAUGUUAGAAUAGUAUCUAUGAAAUCUAUGUAUUAAUUAUGGGAUGUGCCUUACCAUUGUAAUUUUGUUGUCAGUGAUGAAAGUGUUUUGACAUAUUCAUUAACAGGAAGUUCUAUUAUAAGAAAGAAAUGUACAGUCUUGUUCACAGCUAAAUUCUAUAUGACUACAUUAAUUCUUCGUGUUAUGAAGUUUUAACAAUGUUAUUUAAUGUUAUUUAAACCUUAAGAUAAGUCAUCCCCACACCUGAUUUAUGUAAUUUUUAAAUCAUAUAUCUUCCUCAGUACAAUGUAAGAACUGUAAAGAAAGAGAUCAUGUCUGUCUUGCUUUCUGUUGACUCCCAGGACCUAGAACCCAGCACCAAGAAUAGAAGGCCAGAAAUGAUACUUUAAUGAACAAAUAAAUGGGUGGCUAAAAUGGAUAAGUUGAUGUGGUAAAUCAAUGAAAAGGAAACUCAUCACAAAAUCUGCAGUUGCAUGAAUUCCCCUGUUCUGGUCUCAGGUUGAGGUUGCAGGCUUAUCCAAGCAGAAUCCUUCCUCAGAGGAAAAGUUUGGCUAUUCCACAAUUUUAGGGGAAAUAUCACACUAGUGAUAUAUAUAGUGAUAUAUAGUCACACUAUAUAUAUAUAUAGUGAUAUAUAGUCUUGAUGCAGCUGUGUCAGGUGUCUGAAUUGGAGACAAGGUAAAACAUCAAAAUUAGAUGGCACCUUGGAAGGCUGAGGCGGGCGGAUCACGAGGUCAGGAUAUCGAGACCAUCCCGGCUAAUGUGGUGAAACCCCGUCUCCACUAAAAAUACAAAAAAAUUAGCUGGGAGUGGUGGUGGGCACCUGUAUUCCCAGCUACUCGGAAGGCUGUGGCCGGAGAAUGGCGUGAACAUGGGUGGCAGAACUUGCAGUGAGCCGAGACCGCGCCACUGCAUUCCAGCCUGGGCGACAGACAAAAAAAAAAGAAAAAAUUAGGUGGCACCUAUGACAAUACUUUAAAAAGCAUAUAAAAGACUUUGGUCUAUUUGCAUAAGUAUUUUUUUAUUGUGAAUUACAUAUUUGUGUUAUGAUAUUUUCUAGUUGAUUAUUAGGUAAACAAAAUGGCAUUUCAUUUCAAAAAAUUGAGUUAGUAACCAGCUACUUGACCAAAAUGUUUUUAAUUAAUACCUGUUAAUAAAAGUGAUGACAUUUAUUUAGAAGUAAAGUUCAAGACAAAAAUGGCAGGGACGUGGAAAUUGAGACAGGAAGAAAUAUGAAACAAUGCUCUAGUCGCUUUGAAUUCUGCUGGAUCAUCUGGCACAGUGGCCAUAGCAGCUUGGACCAGAGCCUGUAUCUGCUGUAGAGCCCUCUUUUGUUCUGGGUUCCACUUGAGACCAGUAGCCUUUGGAAACUUUAUUAAUGAGUCAGAGCAAUAUUUUCAAACGUGGAAUAUGGUGGCUCCAAAAUCUCAAUAGGUCCCCAAAACAUUGUAUCUCUUUUGUAGUGAUAGGAAGUACAUAGAGAGAGCAACAUGCCAUUUACUUUAAAAAAGAUUGUUUUGACAUGUGCCCUAGGGACACUGCACACCUUAAAACAUCACCUAUGCUGUAGGUCCCUGAAUCUUCUCAAGUUUAUUUCUUUUCUUCUGGUAUUUUACUUCCAUCCAACAUUAGGGUAUUUUACUAUAUUUAAUAAACUUGCAACUUCCUGAUUAUUGUACCAACUAAUACUUUAUUAUUAUUGUUAUUAUUUUGAACAGGGUCUCAUUCUAUCCCUGAGGCUGGAGUUCAGUGGCAGGAUCACACCUCAUUACAGCCUCAACCUUCUGGGCUCAAGUGAUUCUCCCACUUCCGCAUUUCUAGCAGCUGGGACUGCAGGGGUACAACACCUUGCCUGGCUAAUUUUGGUAUUUCCUGUAGGACUAGGAUUUCACCAUGUUACCCAGGCUGGUCUCAAACUCCUGGGCUGAAGUGAUCUGUCUGUGUCGGCCUCCAAAAGUGCUGGGAUUACAGUCAUGUGCCACAGGGCCCGGUCUGUAAUAUUACUAAUAUAUUAAAUUAGCACGAUGUUUUAAAAAAUGUAAAUUAAACUGAGAACAGAAGUGACAUAGCCCUGACAUACAACAGUGAAGCAGUGCUAUUAUUCUUACAAUACAAGCCAAAUUGUUUUGAUUUUCCCGCAUAAUGGGUGUAGAUUAACAAACAUUCACCAAAUCAUGAGCCCCGUAAAAAGUAUCAAAAGCUCUGCUCUGCUCAGUGAAGAUAGCACAUCCUGGAAAGCAUUUGUGAGUGUUGAUUGAAGUUUAUGGUAGUCUGCAUUCACUAUAACCUGUCUGUCUUUGGUAGAGGCCAGAUAGGUUAAGUGAAUCGGGUUAUAGAAAGGACGACCAUCCCCUGUAACUUUCAAGUGUUUUGUCAUGACAGUGACCAGUUCCAUUCCUUGGGGAAUGCAGUUAUUAUAUUUUAUACAUUGUGUUGCCAAUGGAGGAGAAUUUCAGAGGCUUCCCCUUGGUCCUGCUAUAAUAAUGUUCCUUACUCUACAGUUCAGGAAGAAUGUGAUAGUUCUGCCAGCUGCCAUACGUAUUCAUUUCAAUUACACAUUCAGGAAGAGGUAAUAACUACAAACUGGUUAGAUCCACCUUGGGAUAGACAUGAGCCAAAGCUCUGGGCAGCAUCUGACCUUCAAGAACUCCCACUGCAGGCUGGAUGUGAUGGCGCAUGCCUGUAGUCCUAGUACUUUGGGAGGCCAAGGUGGGAGGAUCCUUUGAGAGCAGGAGUUCCCUUCGCAACAUAUGGAAACUCUGUCUCUACAAAAAAUUUAAAAAAUUAGCUGGCGGGGUGGUGCAUGCCUAUAGUUCCAAAUACUUGGGAAGCUGAGGCAGGAGGAUUGCUUGAGCCCAGGAGUUCCAGGCUGCAGUGGGCUAUGAUCCUGCCACUGUACUCCAGCUUGGGUAACAGACGGAGACUGUCUCGGAGGAAGAAAAAAAAAAGAAGUGCAAGUUCUCACUGGUAUGUUAAAUAUCAAGUAAAAAGGGAUCAAAUCAAUAAUUAACAAUCUUUGGUUCCUGCCUAUAGCAAACAGGUAAAAUGGAAAGUAGUUAUACAAAGGGUAUAUUAACUGCUAACAAAAUUAAACAAAGCCAGUUUUUUUUCAUCUCCUUUCAUUUUUUUUUUUUUUUUUUUUUUUUGAGACAGGGUGUUGCUCUGUCUCCCCAUUGGAGUGCAGUGGUGUGAUCUCGACCAAUUACAACCUCCGUCUCCUGGGUUCAAAUGAUUCUCCUGCCACAGCCAACCAAGUACCUAGGAUUAUAGGCAUGCACAACCACAACUGGCAAAUUUUUGUAUUUUUAGUGGAGACAGGGUUUCACCAUGUUGGCCAUGCUGUUUUCUAACUCCUGACCUCAGGUGAUCCACCUGCCUCGGCCUCCCAAAGUGCUGGAAUUACAGGCCUGAGCCACCGUGCCCAGCCUAUCAUCUGCUUUUUAUAGGUAAUUAUACUGAGGCAGGCGGUAGUUGUAAAAUGGAGUCUCACAUCGUAUCUAUAUGAAACAGGGAAUCUGGUUUCCUGUCUUUGUAGUCUGACUUGAAGAUCCCCUCUUAGAAAACAUUAUAGUGUAAAAACUGAAAAGAUAUAAAAUCCAAGAUUGGAGACUGAUUUUAAUAUCUAUUCAUCUUAAACCAUUUAGUAAUCAAAAAUAAAUAGGGAAAAAUAAAGCUGGAUAUUCAUACAUAGAGAAGUGUAGAUUCUUCAAUGGAAAACAUGUUUUUUAAGUGUCCAAGGAAUAGUUAUAAAAUUUCUGAGUAUUUUAAUUAAAUAACUAAGAUUUAAGUGUUAGACUCAUGAGAAUAACUUAGUCAAAGGCCUAAGCAUGAGAGAUUAAGUUUGUUAAACAUUGAAAAUGGGCUGAAAAGCCUGAGUAAGAAAAUUAAUUGCUUUUUCAUUUUAGAAAUUAUAGGACAACAAUUUUUCCCAACCGUCAGGGGUGUAUAUAUGUGCAUGUGAAAGUGCUUAUGUUAAUGAGCUUGUUAAUAAUAAGUUAUACAAAAUUAUUAGUUGGCAGCAACCAGAUUUUAAGGAAUAUUGGCCUUCUUGGGCUUCCGAAGAAAACCUUGGACGCUUUUGGUAGGAAAAGUUGGGAUUCACUCUCCAUAAAUCUGGCGUUGAAAAAAUGAAUCAACGGUGGUCAUGAUUCUAGUUUUGACCAAGCUACAUAUAACAGUGUAGGCAUCUGAUGUAUGAUCUAUGUAUUAGGUUGGAAAAUUUCCCUUACAACUGACAUUGCUGAAUACAAAUUAUAUAGAGGUUAAACAAGGAAAAAAAUUACAAAAUGAUGAAUAAGAAUAUGACUUGAUUUGCAUGCUAGCAAAUGAGAAUUCACCUUUCACAUCAACAUCAGUAUGAAAAUUUUCAUCUUAUAACAAGGACAUAGUAUUUGAAUAGGAGUUAAUUUGAGCUGUUUUGGAAAUUAUCAUGUUUUCCAUUAAGAUAGCCUUGAACUCAUUCAAUAGCAUGCUCCGGUGGUUUCCUGCUUGGCAUUAGUCAGAGAACUUAAAAGGAACAGGAGCAUUACUGCACAACCAGAAAUCAGGUGCACAUAGAAAUUAAGGUCAGGACCUUAAAGGGAAUCUUGCCCAUUGAUAUUAGUCCUGCCCUAAAAAAAAGUCGGACAUGGUAUGUUUACUACUAAUCAUUUUUUUUCCAUUACAUUAAUGGUAGAAUUUGUAUUUUCCCAUGGGCACCUACAUUACACUCAUAGACUAUUUUGAUAUUUCAACCUGUUAUUUUCUUUGAAUCCUUUUAAGGAGUUGUUAAACAGUGCUGAAAUUUGCCUUACAGUAUGCUGUUAACUAAUCAUAUUUCUCAAAGUCAUUUGACAGAAUGUUUGGUUAAAGGAAAUAUGUCUAGCAUAGUUAUACCCGUUCAUAACAAAAGAGUAUUUAAAUCUUUAAGAAAAAAUAUUAGUAAAGCUAAUAAAGGAAUAUGAAUAAAUAAAUAUAUGAAGUAUAUAAUUCAUUAUUAAUAUACAUGCGUGAAAUCAUGGUCAUAGAAUUUAAAAAGAGUAAUAAUUUUUGAAUUAAGGAUACAUUCUGAACUAUAAUAGAAAAAGGCUUCAAAAAUGUUAGGUUUAUAAUGUUUCAUAUAGAUACGAAAGUGUAAAAAUUAGUCUGAUGUUACUUAUUUUGGAAAGCAUAUGAAGCAAUGGGAAUUUUCAUACAUUGCUCCUAGAAUUGUAAAUCAGAGCAAUUACUUUGUCUGAGUAUGGCAUUAUCUGAUUAAGUUGAUGGAUCACAUUUGAAGACCCAGUAUUUGCACUCUUAUCAGAAUAUAUGUGCACACACAUGCAUAUCACUGAGUUUUAAUAGCUAAAGUUGAGAAGUCUCUCAAAUAUCCAUCAGUGAUAAAAUGGACAAGUAAAUUAUGGCAUGCUUGUACAAUAGAAUACUAUACAGCAAUCAAAAUGAACUGUUGGAGACAUGUGCUCGGAGUAGCCAAAAGAAAUCCCCACUUGGACAAUUUCUCAGCAAGGCACCUUUACGUUGGCAGAAGGGUGCUGCUUGCACCUGUUACAAUCACAAGAGAAGAGCAUACCUAACAAAGGAGGGAAGGAGUUUUUAAUCCUAACACAGUUCCUGUUUCUGUGUGCUUCCCUUAUUGGCUGGGGUUGGAUUGCACAAUCUAAGCUGAUCCUGAAUGGCUUAGACUUAAACUUUUCCAAAUAGGGUAAACGCACAUUGUGCAAAAAGAAGGAGGGGUGGGAGGUAGGAUUCAUUUACAACAUUUACAACUUAUGGCUGGAAAGUUGAGUCUUUAAAGAGGAAUUUAGUUGUCCUAACGGAACCAGCUAGAGUGACAUGUUUACAAAGAAUAUAAAUAAAAAGAAAAAUGAAGAAAUUUGAACUACAUAGAUAUGAGAGGAAUUAAGUUUGAAAAAAUGAUUCAGUAUAAUUCCAUUUAUAUAAAGUUUACAAAAAUGUAUUUUUAAUAAAUUGAAAUUUAUUACACUGGUGGUGAAAUUCUAAGGUGAGACAUAUGAGUGAUUAUCCUAACAAUUGGGAUGGUAGGGAUGGAGGAAACAAAAGGGAAAUGUUAUCAGUAAGAUGGCAUAUAUGGAGAGUGUCUGGAUUGCUGGUGAAAUCUACUUUAUGACCAUGAUGUGGAAUCAUAACUCUUAAUGCUAUAAUUUUUUUCUUUACUGUACAUUAGGCCUCAUUACUUUAUAUACUUUAUAUAUAUAUAUAUGUUAUGUUUCACAAUAUUAAAUGUUUCACAAUAAUGAAAAUAUUUAAAAAGUAGAAACAUACACUAAAUGAAUGAAUAUAAAAUAGGCUGAACAAACAUAUUCUUAUAGACAUCAUUGUAAUUAGAGUUUUUGCUGAAUAAAGAAUAGAGUAUUAUGAUAGUAAUAAAUCCAAGAUAAAAUUUUAAACUUUUUUUUAGAUUAAUUAGAAAAAGGAAGAGAUAAGCAGGAAGACUACCUCCACAUUCCUAAUGUUAUUCUUACUUUGAAACAUCAGAUUUUUUUUUUUUUUUCCGAGUUAAAGAAGGAAGGAAUUUAUUGAGCCAAGGGCAUCGACGAGACUCCUGUCUCAAGAGCCAAGCUCCCUGAGUGAGCAAUUCCUGUCCCUUUUAAGGCCUCACAACUCUAAGGGGGUGCACGUGAGAGGGUCGUGAUCGAUUGAGCAAGAAGGGGGUACGUGACUGGGGGCUGCAUGCACCGGUAAUUAGAUGGGAACAAAACAGGAUAGGGAUUU
Gorilla gorilla gorilla (western lowland gorilla) is the source of this 16135-nucleotide messenger RNA. RefSeq names its product taste receptor type 2 member 45. Gene Ontology annotation, molecular function: G protein-coupled receptor activity; bitter taste receptor activity. NCBI's taxonomy places the organism in Eukaryota, Metazoa, Chordata, Mammalia, Primates, Hominidae. The coding region runs from base 7482 to 8411 and encodes 309 amino acids. Gene Ontology annotation, cellular component: membrane. Gene Ontology annotation, biological process: sensory perception of taste; G protein-coupled receptor signaling pathway. The record is from RefSeq and is a predicted model, not a curated record. The transcript has a single exon.